CUUUUUAUACACUUCAAACCGGAUACUGUCGAUAGUUCAAUCGAGUCUGUAUCGUAAGAACAAUGCAGCUUCAUCGCAGAAUAUUGAUUUACACACUCGGAUUUCUUCUUAUAACCACGAUUGAGUCGUACGACGAUGCCACAGGAUAUUCGUCGCCUCUGGAGAGAAAAUUGACGUUAAAAUUGAAAACGGCAGCAAGGCUGAAGCACAAUUUCGGGAAAGUCCUGCACGAGUUACCGGUACUGAAUUACGAAUUUUAUCACUCCGUAAAGACCAUCGGAAAUUAUCUCGGAAAUGGAGGAUCAUUGAUCGAGUGUCUUGAAAUUUUACCGUCUGUGAUGUAUGCAUCUAUCAAAGAGCAAAUGGGCAUUAUUCUAGGAUCCAUGGAAAACAAUUUGCCUAAGUAUCUUAUACCAACGAUAUCGUUGCUCAAACGAUCCUUCCUGGAAGGUGUUUUGGAUGCUAAUGAAAUCUAUAGGCCCAAUUGGGGGCCUCUGAAAAGCGACCUGUUGGAAAAAAUCCCUCUGAAAGAAUUGCAGGAAGCAGUUGCGCCUUUGAAUUAUCGCGAGCCUAUCAAGGGUUUUAAAGGACCUUGGCCAAAAUUAAUCGGCGAAACAGCAUCGUUAAUAAAUGAUAAAAUCAUCCCUUCGCGUCGAGAACUAAUUGCAUAUAUAUUGUUGAAUCUGAGGAUACCCGACGCAACGGCGGAAAUCAGGGAAUCGGUUGCGCAUCUCGUCGAAUAUUUACAACAGGAUAGCGAGCGUGAAUUAUUCGACUUCAAGACAUUCUCUGAUCCGUACGAAUUAGUGGCCAAUACCAUUUCAAGUCUGCCUUUGAGGAACGAGACGCUAAUAGCUGCAAACAUCCUUCUACCGUUUCUGAAGAAGCCCGCGGUAUGUCAAAGGAUAUCCGAGCUGGACCAUUACUUUCGCAACAACGUUUUUAAUUAUACUCUCCUACUAUCUCGGGAGAGGAUAAUUUCUAAAACAAGAGCUGGUUCAGCGCUUAUGUUCGUGCUGGAGCAAAACAGCGCAGAAGUGCAGGAUAUCGUGAAACAAUUCUCUCCUUUCGAACAUGUAGCCUGGAAGAAUCUUUUGUUAGCUUUCAUUAGUCAACUUAGGCGUCAUCGAAGCCAUCUGAGCAAGGUGUCCGACGUAGUAGAUAAUAUUUAUGGUGAACUUGUAUUGAGAAACGUCCGGAAACGUUGGCGACUCUUGAGAAACCAAGUGAUCGCAAAGACGGUUUUUUCUGCUGUAGGAAGUAGAGAGAGCUCUGCCAGGAUUCAAAGACUUCUCGCGGACGUAGGUUUGAACAAAGACAUUCGGCCGACAAACUGGCGCAAGGCUCUUACUUUCGCCUCAGAUGAUGACAUCGGCGGACCGAUAAACGCUACACUGAAGACGCUGAAAGCUCUAUUAGCUUCGAGAAUUCUCUCGUCUGAUAUCUUGAAGGCAAACGUCGCUGAGUUGGUAGAUGUGUACGAUAAUAGGCUCGAACGGUCCAAGUGCGGCGGUCGAUUGGAAAGCUAUCUAACUAAUUUAACUCAUACGGGAAUGAGAAUCGAUGAAAGUGUAAAAAUUGCAAGCAUAGAUGUCAAAGAUCUUCUCCAGGCUCUGCGUGACCUGGACAUCUAUACUGACGAGUAUAAAAGCUUGCAAAGCUUCUUGUCACGGGACGACCUGGAGAUGAAGAUAGGAAAGGUGAAUGUGAAUGCAUAUCCUACUAGGGGUAGAUUGUUGUAUCAGUUGCUGCAGAUGUUGGAACACGCCAUUAACGUAGACAACGAUUUACGUUACCUGGCUAAGCAAUUCAUCGAUAACGUGGCUUACGAUGGCUACGGCGCCGGUAUUCUGUCGUUACGCUCUACCUUAGUUUGAGAGUAUGUUUGAUGAGCAUGUUUUGUGUUAUGAUAACUGAGAAUGUUAUUUUAUCAUACGGUAUAUCUUUUCUAAUUA
This is a messenger RNA of Dinoponera quadriceps, 1955 nucleotides long. RefSeq lists its product as uncharacterized. Bases 63 to 1877 code for a protein of 604 amino acids. The record is from RefSeq and is a predicted model, not a curated record. The transcript has 2 exons. Lineage: Eukaryota; Metazoa; Arthropoda; Insecta; Hymenoptera; Formicidae.